Molecule: messenger RNA, 666 nt
Organism: Chinchilla lanigera (long-tailed chinchilla)
Lineage: Eukaryota; Metazoa; Chordata; Mammalia; Rodentia; Chinchillidae
Product: melanoma-associated antigen 8-like
Exons: 2
Coding region: 1-666 (221 amino acids)
Biological process (GO): negative regulation of transcription by RNA polymerase II
Cellular component (GO): nucleus
Source: RefSeq, a predicted model, not a curated record
AUGGCCUCCAGUCAAACAGGCCAAUCCAGUGAGGGCUCCAGCAGGGAAGAUGAGCUUUCACUCACGUCACAGGACCAGGAAGGUUCUGAGUCCUUGCCCCAUGUGGUCCUGUAUGACAGGAUAGAUGCAUUGGUGGAUUUCCUGCUCCACAAGUAUAGGAGAAAGGAGCUGACUUCCAAGGCAGAAAUGCUGCACACUUUCAUGAAAGAUUACCCGGAGCACUUCCCUCCGAUCUUCAAUAAAGUCUCAGAGUGUCUGUACAUGGUCUUUGGCAUUGAUGUGAAGGAAGUGGAUCCCCCUGGGCAGAUAUAUGUCCUCGUUCCUGUCCUGGGUCUCACCGCCAAAACCGGCCUCUUGAUAAUGAUUAUCACUGCCAUCUUCAGAAAGGGCAACCACGCCAGUGAGAACGUUAUCUGGCUUGCCCUUAACAGGAUGCAGGUGUUUGAUGGGAGUGAACAUUUCAUCUAUGUGGAUCUGAGGAAAUUCAUCACUGAAGAUUUGGUGCAGGAAGGGUAUCUAGAGUACCGGCAGGUGCCCAAUAGCGAUCCUGCUCUCUAUGAGUUCCUGCGGGGUCCAAGGACCCGUGCUGAAACCAGCAAGAUGAAGGUGCUGGACCAUUUGGUGAAGAUUAAUAGCAGAGAUCCCUGGUCCUACCCAUUUCUCUAG